Messenger RNA from Diaporthe citri, 1479 nucleotides. RefSeq lists its product as uncharacterized. Bases 1 to 1479 code for a protein of 492 amino acids. Gene Ontology annotation, molecular function: N-acetyltransferase activity. The record is from RefSeq and is a predicted model, not a curated record. The transcript is spliced from 2 exons. NCBI's taxonomy places the organism in Eukaryota, Fungi, Ascomycota, Sordariomycetes, Diaporthales, Diaporthaceae.
AUGGAGAGGCCUCCUCUAAGAGCUGUCGGGAAUUUGGAGAAGUUUCUCAUCCAUCAGCACCUUGUCCAGUUCUUUAACAACGUGCAGGUUGCUUGCGUUUACUCUCUCCCAGCCAGAGUACUCAUUAACCCCCGCAAGAGGCUCCCAGGGCUUGUCUAUGCUGCCUUGGGAAAGACGAUAGAAUGCCAUCCAAUUCUUGGACUUGCUCUGAAGAACGAGGAUAGCCCUGAACCAGCAUGGAGGAGACUUGAGCGAGUCGAUUUGCGGCAAAUCGUCGAGUUCAUUGACGCAGAUCCCUAUGCGCCACUCGACACGUGGAUUCAAGAGCAACACCAAAAACCAGUCCACAAACCUCAGGAGCUCCCCUUGUGGCGUUGCGUAUCUGUUCAUUCGUCGCAGGAUGCCGAAGACGCAGUAUCAUUUGCCCUAUCCUUCUCAUUCCACCACGUUGUUGGGGAUGGUCUGUCUGGAGCGGCAUUUCACAGGACCUUUCGUCAUGCUCUGAACGAGCUCUUGUCAUUGAUCACGAACACUCCCGACGAUGUAGAUUUUGCAGGAAAGGAGAUGGCACAAAUCCCGAAGCUCGCCCUAGUUCCUCAUCUCGAGGAAAGCAUGGAUCUCCCUCUCACGACAUUCUUCCUCCUGAAUAAGGCCUUUAAAUCAUUUGUUUACAAUUUCACGGAUACACGGGAGUGGACGGGACCACUCAUUUCGAACACUCGAGCGCCAAUUAGCAACACACGAACCUUUUAUCUGCCACAAGAAGUUCUCAGAGGCUUGCGAGAUCGCUGCAGAACGCGUCAAACAACUAUUACAGCGCUUGUUACAGUUCUCACAGCCCGGAGUUUGGCUCUGUUGUAUCCAACUCACACUCGAUUUGUGGCUUCAGUCCCGUUCUCACUGAGGAAGUUCUCGAAACAUUCGCCAGAUGACAUGGGCUGCUUAACCGCCAUCGCCGAGCCACAUUUCUCAUCGGAGCCAAAUCAGCCAUGGGGCUACAUGUCGUGUAGGUUCGGUAGCACCCCUGAUGCGCCAAGUGCAUCCGACGACGAGAAGCUGUGGAAAGAAGCCAAGGCAUGCAAAGACCUCAUCCACAGACGAAGUGGGUCUUCUACAAAUCUGUCAGUCGGCCUGACCAAGUUUGUCGGUGAUUACCGGCAACACUUUCUGAACAUGGUGGGCGGACGGAGACGGCAUGCCUUCACAGUCACCAACAUCGGCGUUGUAGAUGGUGGUGGAUCGCUGUCACCAGCUACAGAGAAGGGACAGGCCAUUUUCGAUCGAGUGGUGUUUUCAGUGGGAGCUUCGACAAAUGGUGCUCCCUACUCCAUCUGCCUUGCCUCUGCUACUGACGGUUUCACGUCCGUCACUCUCAAUUGGGAGACAGGCGUUGUAGAGGAUAGAGACGCACAUGAUCUUUUGGGUGCGUUGGAGAGAGAAAUGAGCCGCUUAGCUGAAUUCAAGGUUCAGGGGCGUUAA